AUGAAGACAGAGCUCAAGUACGUCACAGACCACCUUACCACCCGAUGCUCGCGUGAGGAAUUAGACAUAGCCGCAUACAACUUCAGCGUCAAUUUCUGGUUCGGCCUCACCCCCUCCACACCAAUUGAUGCCUGGCCCCUCAUCUGGGAAGAAGUUGUGGAAAGCGUCUGGUUGUACGCCCUGCCAUCGAGGGAUCGUUUUCUUCCAAUGCCUAACCCGUGGAAGAUUGCCUUUAAGCUUCAGAGCGGUAAAGUGAUAACUCUUGGAAUAUGUGAGGGCUCGUUCCGAAGCGGUCUAUCUGGCGGGCCACAACUAUUUCUUUUCCGUGCCUUCACCGAUGACGGCAACCCAAGUGACGAUCUCGACAAACUUCGUAAUACUAGCUUAUAUCUGACCGGACGCCGCUGUGAGGAUAACGUCAAACUACAGGACAUUGUGUACCAAGUGGAUCGCACUGGCGAAGUAACCACUUACAGCAUAGUGAACGGUCGAGGCCGCCGCUAUUGGCUCUAUAGGGUUAUCCAGAAUAUGCAACCGUUGAUUCAAAGAAAACCUGGGGUCCAAGCUUUCCAUAAGGAGGCAGAUGAUAUCAUGCGCCGCUGCUGGAUAUCUGGAUCAGACCACACGGGCCAUUAUGGAUAUCCAGAUGAGCCGGAUAAUCCUCUUACCAUCGAGGGUGGAAUUGACGGGCAUGUAUGGAGGAGGAAGGUUGGGGUGGCACAGUCUCGAAAAUAA
Messenger RNA from Daldinia vernicosa, 735 nucleotides. RefSeq lists its product as uncharacterized. NCBI's taxonomy places the organism in Eukaryota, Fungi, Ascomycota, Sordariomycetes, Xylariales, Hypoxylaceae. The transcript has a single exon. The record is from RefSeq and is a predicted model, not a curated record. Bases 1 to 735 code for a protein of 244 amino acids.